This is a messenger RNA of Exophiala oligosperma, 1944 nucleotides long. RefSeq lists its product as uncharacterized. Gene Ontology annotation, molecular function: thiamine pyrophosphate binding; magnesium ion binding; carboxy-lyase activity. Bases 1 to 1842 code for a protein of 613 amino acids. Lineage: Eukaryota; Fungi; Ascomycota; Eurotiomycetes; Chaetothyriales; Herpotrichiellaceae. The record is from RefSeq and is a predicted model, not a curated record. The transcript has a single exon.
AUGACACGUAUUCCCUUGGCACAAUAUCUCUUCAAGCGUCUACGCUCACAAGGAGUACACGCCAUCCAUGGUGUCCCGGGUGACUUUACGCUCAAGGCCCUCGACCACCUCCCCCCGAGUGGUGUGAAAUGGAUCGGGAACUGCAACGAGUUGAACGCAGGGUACGCGGCGGACGGGUACGCUCGAGUCCGGGGGCUCGGGGCCCUGUUCACCACCUACGGCGUGGGUGAGUUGUCGGCCAUCAACGCGGUGGCGGGGAGUUUCUCCGAGUCGGUCCCCGUCGUCCACAUUGUCGGCACGCCGCAAAGGCGCCUCCAGGAUGCGAGGGCGAACGUACACCACACGUUGGGAGACGGCCGGCCAAGGGUGUUUGCUCAGAUGCACCGGCCCGUCACCGUCGCCCAGACGGACCUCCGUGACGAAACCACGGCCCCCGAGGACAUUGAUCGUACCGUCGCCGCGGCCCUCGAACAUUCCCGACCCGUUUACAUCGAACUACCUUGUGACAUGGUGUCGAAGGAGGUCGACGCCGCGGGACUGGAGGUGCCGUUGGUGGAUCGUUUUACGACGACGGAAGAAUUCAAGGCUCGAGACGAGGACGCCCUCGUCGCGGACAUCGUCCGGAGGUUGUACGGUUCCAAAAGGCCCCUCGUCCUGGUCGACAGCGGUGACGGGUUACGUUCACCCUCUCUCCGACGAGAGGUCAACGAAUUCGUCAAGAGGUCGGGAUUACCCACGCUGUGCAUGCCUUCGGGAAGUGGAAUGGUAGAUCACGCGCUCGGAAACUACUACGGCGUCCAUUCCGGUCCCGUGGGUCAGAUCGAUACCAUGCCGUACGUGAACGGAGCCGAUUUGGUACUCGCCUUCGGACCGAUGUUUUCAGACACUCAGACCUUGGGUUGGAAGGUGGUUCCGGAACCGGAAAAGACAAUAACAAUGGGGAAGAAUCAUUUGUCUUUGCCUACGCGAACCAGCACGACUUUGUCAAGGAUAAAUCUGCACUCUCUACUGCCCAGACUGACCAAACUUCUCGACAAGACACUACUCUCCAAACCGGACGUAUCAACACUGGGUGACUUUCGAACCGUCGUACCGAGACCGAGACCGACGUCCGCAUCUACGUCUACAGCCAACGAAGACGGUCAAUCAGACGACGAUCCGAUCGACCAGACAAACUUUUACCUUCGUCUCAACCCGUACCUACGACCCGACGACGUCGUGUUGUUGGGUAACGCCACACCCAUCCUAGGUGGUCGUGAUCUGGUCCUACCGACUGGAUCUCAAGUCAUCGCGUCAGGACAAUGGUUUUCAAUAGGUCACAUGUUACCCGCCGCGUUGGGAGCCAGUUUGGCUCGACAGCAAACCGUAAGAAACGGUGGUCGUACGAUACUACUAGACGGUGACGGUAGUUUUCAAGUGACGGCACAAGAGCUGAGUACCGUCAUACGUUACCGCGUGGACCUGACGAUCUUCCUGAUCAACAAUUCGGGUUACGCUUACGAGAGACAAAUCCACGGUAUGAAUGAAGAUUAUAAUGAUUUGUCUUGUUGGAACUACAUGGAAUUACCAUUUGUAUUUUCGAAUAAACCGCACAGAAACGACGAUGGCACCACCACCACCACCACCACCACCACCAACGACAACCGUAAUCAUGACGAGGAUGACGAGUAUCCCAUCAAAAGUUACGUGAUACGUACCUGGAGGGAAAUGGAUACUCUGUUGGCUUCUGAAGAAUUUUGUACCGGAAAAGGUCUACGAUUUGUUGACGUUAGGAUGGACAAGUUUGACGUCCCCGAGAAGUUCAGGGUGGUUUUCAAAAGGGCCGGUGAGCAAUUGGGUUAGGUGACUUGCUACCUAGGUACCUAGGUGAGGGAUCAUCAUGAUCAUGUGUAUACCGCGGCAAUGGGGUUUUGUUUGACAUGGUACAUACUUCGUAAGAACUAG